Lacerta agilis (Sand lizard) is the source of this 1693-nucleotide messenger RNA. RefSeq names its product short stature homeobox 2 (gene SHOX2). Lineage: Eukaryota; Metazoa; Chordata; Lepidosauria; Squamata; Lacertidae. Gene Ontology annotation, molecular function: sequence-specific double-stranded DNA binding; DNA-binding transcription factor activity, RNA polymerase II-specific. The record is from RefSeq and is a predicted model, not a curated record. Gene Ontology annotation, biological process: regulation of transcription by RNA polymerase II. The transcript has 5 exons. The coding region runs from base 128 to 1069 and encodes 313 amino acids. Gene Ontology annotation, cellular component: nucleus.
UCCUCCUCCUCUUCUUCUUCCUCCUCCUCCUCCUCCCUAACCCCCUUGAUGUGUUUCUUGGGGGGCUUGGAGCAGCUAGAGGAGGCAAGCGAGGGCGAGGAAAAAAGAGCCCAGCGCAGCGCCGGCGAUGGAAGAACUUACCGCUUUUGUUUCCAAGUCGUUUGAUCAGAAAGUGAAAGAGAAAAAGGAGCUCAUCACCUACCGGGAGGUUCUGGAGAGCGGACCCGUCCGGGGAGCCAAGGAGUCCGGAGGAUCCAGCGAGCCCGGCCGCGAGGACGGCAGCAGCCCCGCAGCUCGGGGGGCGGCCGGAGCAGGAGGCGGAGGAGGCGGCGGCGCAGGUGGCCGGUCGCCGGUCCGAGAGCUGGACAUGGGCGCUGUCGACAGGGCCAGGGACACGGGCACCCCCAAGCUCAGCGAAGUUUCCCCCGAGCUGAAGGACCGCAAAGAGGAUGCCAAAGUGAUGGAAGACGAAGGACAGACGAAAAUCAAGCAGAGGAGAAGCCGGACCAAUUUCACCCUGGAGCAGCUGAACGAGUUGGAGAGGCUCUUCGACGAGACCCAUUACCCGGAUGCUUUCAUGAGAGAGGAGCUCAGCCAGAGGUUGGGUUUGUCCGAAGCUCGGGUGCAGGUAUGGUUUCAGAACAGAAGAGCUAAAUGCAGAAAGCAAGAGAACCAACUCCACAAAGGAGUCCUCAUAGGAGCAGCCAGCCAGUUUGAAGCGUGCCGGGUUGCCCCCUACGUGAACGUGGGCGCUUUGAGGAUGCCUUUCCAGCAGGACAGUCAUUGCAACGUGACGCCCUUGUCCUUUCAGGUGCAGGCGCAGCUGCAGCUCGACAGCGCCGUGGCGCACGCGCACCACCACCUCCACCCGCACCUGGCCGCGCAUGCGCCCUACAUGAUGUUCCCGGCGCCGCCUUUCGGGCUCCCUCUGGCCACGCUGGCCGCCGAGUCCGCCUCGGCCGCUUCGGUGGUGGCGGCGGCCGCGGCGGCCAAGACCACCAGCAAGAACUCCAGCAUCGCGGACCUCAGACUCAAAGCCAAAAAGCACGCGGCCGCCCUGGGCCUGUGACUCUUCCUGCAGCCGCGGCCGCCGCAGCCGCCGGGGCACGUUGCAAUCCCAGCGCGCGCGUGCGCAGAAGACUGCCCGCCUCUUCCUCCUCCCUCCGCGGCCAGCUCUCCUCUACUGAGGCCGACACGGAGCCGGAGGAAGGGCACCACCGCCGCCGCCAACCCCCACUUUCUUUCUUGGUCCUGCGCGACUUAAAAUGUGAAAGACGAAAGAACCACGAGACGUUCACCGAAACGAAACAACUCUCUCUAUAUUAUAGACCCAAGGCGAUGAACAAAUAAAAGGAACAAUGGGGUUUUUUUUUUUCCUUUUUAAAUGGAGGGAGGGGAAGAGCUCCCUUCUACUACUGCUUAUAAUAUAAUAAGAAUACUAAGGAGGAGGAGAAAACGUAGAGCUUGCUCAGAAACUGGCGGGAAGAUAUAUACUUAUUUAAAAGAAUUAGAUGAAAUAGACGCGCAGCUGGGAAGUUCACAGGUUUUGAAACUGACCUUUUUCUGCGAAGAUCACUUUAAUACGAAAAUUUGAUAAGAGAGGCGGGCCUCCUUCCACGUUGCAUCAGAUACUUGAGUUUUAACAGCCACAGUCUGGAAACGGAGAUGAGAAGGAAAGAAGAAUUUAAAAAUU